GGAGCGACAUUCUUGAUGUCCGCCACACUGAAAUUGGUGGGGCGUCAAAAUCCAGUAGAGCUCUUUCGUCACCAGAGACUGCGACCCCGUAAGAUUAUACUAACAGUUGUUCGUCCACACCUACGUACAAUCUCGUGCCCCUUGCUUUCACUGCGUUUUCGUGUGGUCGUUUGAUUUCUACGUACACAAUCUAAACCUUGCAGUGAUUGAGAGAAUAUGGAUUUAAUUGCUUCUUGUAAGAAAAAGUUGUUGCAUUUUCGAAUAAAAGAACUUAAGGAUGUCCUCACACGGCUUGGUGUUUCAAAGCAAGGGAAGAAACAGGAUCUUAUGGACAGAAUAUUAGACUUGCUUUCUGACGAAGCAUCGAAUGUACGUGGUUUGGCAAAGAAAAAAGUUAUUGGGAAAGAAGGAGUGGCGGACAUAAUAGACGAUGCAUACAGAAAACUGCCGUUUGCAGGGGCGACUUCUGCAUCAACUAAUGGAGAGAAUUCUUCGGAAAUCAAUGACACGGAGCCGAAAGAAGAAGUUGCAGAUCUUUUAUAUUCAGAGAAGAAGAUUCGAUGCCCAUGUGGUAGUUCCUUGUCAACUGAGUACAUGAUUCAGUGUGCAGAUCCACAGUGUCUUGUGUUCCAACAUAUCUGUUGUGUGAUUAUUCAAGAGGAGUAUUCAGAAGGCAUUCCACCAAUUCCAACUCUAUUCUAUUGCGAAAUUUGUCGUAUCCGUCGUGCAGAUCCAUUUUGGGUGACUGUGGCACAUCUAUUAUCUCCGGUCAAGCUAAUUACCACAAAUAAUGAUGCUGAUGGUGCAAACCCCUUGCAGAAUGUGGAGAGAACGUUUCAACUUACGAGAGCAGAUAUGGCCUUAUUAGACAAUGAGGAAUAUGAAGUCCAGGCUUGGUGCAUUCUUCUUAAUGAUAAAGUUCCAUUUAGGAUGCAAUGGCCACUAUUUGCGGACCUAAAAGUCAAUGGUAUUCCAGUAAGGACAGUGAAGAGGCCUGGAUCGCAGCUGUUAGGGGCUAAUGGCCGCGAUGAUGGUCCAAUGAUCACAGUUUACCUACGCGGCAAAAUUAAUCAGAUUUCUUUAUCAGGAUGUGAUGCUAGAAGUUUCUGCCUAGGUGUUAGGCUUGUAAAUCAACGUACAAUUCAACAGAUUCUCAGCGUGAUUCUUGAAGAGAGAAAUGGUGAGCCCUUUGAAGAUGCUCUUGCCCGUGUUCGUUGUUGCAUUGGUGGCGGAAUGGCUACGGAAAAUGGAGAUAGUGAUAGUGACUUGGAAGUUAUUGCAGACAUUUUUACAGUUAGUCUGCGCUGUCCUAUGAGUGGCUCCAGAAUCAAGACUGCCGGAAGAUUCAGACCUUGUGCACACAUGGGUUGUUUUGAUCUUGAAACUUUUGUGCAGCUAAACCAACGCUCUAAGAAGUGGCAGUGUCCAAUUUGCCUGAAGAACUACUCCUUGGAAGACAUUACUGUUGACCCUUAUUUUGACUGCGUCGCCAAGAUGGUGCAGGACUGUGGAGAAGACAUUACUGAGAUUGAUGUGAAGCCUGAUGGGUCUUGGCGCAUAAAAAGUGGAUAUCAAUUUAAGAAUCUUGAGCAGUGGCACCUCCCUGAUGGAUCGGUAUGUUUUUCUAGGUCCGAGGCUGGUUCGAACUUGGAAGCCUCGAGGCAUUUGAACGAGGAAAGAAUUGCGGGGCGUAUUAAUCCCAACAAUAGUAGCAGUCCUAGGGAUAUGCAGUCCACUUGCAGGAACCAACAAGGUGAACAUUUUGGAACCGACAGUCACAAUAUGAUUAUAAUGAGCAGCAGUUCCUCUGAAAGCUAUAGGGAUGAUGGAGACUGUAGUGUUAAUGAGGACUGCAUUAGUACCAUUAAUACUAUUCCCUGCAACAAGGACACAACUGAUAAGAACAUGACCGAUGCAUGGUUAGGGGAUAUUGGCAUCAUUGUUAUCAGUGAUUCAGAAGAAGAGAAUGCCGUUUUGACUUCUCCUGAGACUCUCGGGGUUGUUGAACCAGUUAACAAUGGGGGGCAUUCAUUUUCUGCUCCUCCCACACAUUUGAAUGCAGCACUUGAUGCUGGUGUGAGCUCUUCUCUAGGUCUCUUCAACAAUAAUGGCAAUGGUUUUGAGAUGCCUCACCAAGCAUUUGGUUCUCAAGUACAACCGUCCCAUUCUGCUAAUUUCUCAGACACUGUAAUUGAUUUAGAGUACACUCCAGUCACCUCUAGUGCACCAAUAGAUAGUUACCCAUUGACUUCAAAGUUCUCUAUGGAUUCUGGUACACAGGUUUUUGGUUCUUCUUCUAAUACCAAAACAAAUGAUAGCAUGGUUAGUAAACCCAUAGCAUCCCGUUGUGCCAAUUCCCCAGUACAAACUUCACCUCCAACUGAAAGACCUGAUCUGACUGUGAAUUUUGAUCUGGACAAAAACCAUCAGGUGUCAAGUGAUAUCCGUGGAGGGAAUUUGACUUCUCUUGGGCUUGGCAAUGGUGGUGGUGACACUGCUGCUGGGUUUCAUGCUGAGCCUGCAACCUCGAAUGGGCUGGAUUUGGUAAACCAGCUUGGAUCAAAUGAAGGUAUAGUUGUGCAUUCAGCUUUAUUACCUCCAAGAAUGAAUGAUGAAAUCAGGUCCAAUGGGACACCUAAGCAGAAAGUAUCAUCUGGCCCUUUCUCAUUUCCUCGCCAGCGACGGUCUGUGAGACAUCGUCAUUUCACAUAGAUACGUGCAUGGUGUAGAAAGGUCCAAAAUUCCCUCCCCUCUUGCAAUGAUUCCAGAGCCCAGAUAAAUUUUGUUUCAGGUUGAAGUAUCAUUCCCCAGGAUGAGUAGAUCUCUUGGUGAAAUCGCCAAUUUUGUAUGUCUCGUGUCAGCCUCUUUAUAAUUUGGUCCUUUAGGCAAAAGAGAAAAAUAUAUUGUAAAUAUGAGCAGACAAAACUCAACCUUUUAACUUUCAUAUCAACCCACCUUAUAUUUGUGGCAUUUUGACAUGCAAGUGUAUAAUACUGUACAUGCUAUCAUGGAUAAACUCAGCUAGGAAGACAGGAGUUCUGGUGUUUUCUUGCAAUAUCAGUGAGAACCAGAUUCUUGUUGGCUUGUGUUU
This is a messenger RNA of Rhododendron vialii, 3091 nucleotides long. Its product is annotated as E3 SUMO-protein ligase SIZ1-like. The transcript has 18 exons. The record is from RefSeq and is a predicted model, not a curated record. Bases 217 to 2712 code for a protein of 831 amino acids. Gene Ontology annotation, molecular function: zinc ion binding; SUMO ligase activity. NCBI's taxonomy places the organism in Eukaryota, Viridiplantae, Streptophyta, Magnoliopsida, Ericales, Ericaceae. Gene Ontology annotation, biological process: protein sumoylation.